This is a messenger RNA of Cucumis melo (muskmelon), 1685 nucleotides long. Its product is annotated as RING-H2 finger protein ATL58. Lineage: Eukaryota; Viridiplantae; Streptophyta; Magnoliopsida; Cucurbitales; Cucurbitaceae. Bases 557 to 1150 code for a protein of 197 amino acids. The record is from RefSeq and is a predicted model, not a curated record. The transcript has 3 exons.
AGGAGAAAGAAAUGAUGUUUAUCUUCAAUUGCUUUGGUUUCAUUAUAAUAUUUUAUGAAGAGACGAGGAAAAUCGUAUACUUAAAGACUCGAUUCCUUCUUCUUCUUCUUCAUUCCAAUUUCUUUUCCCACCUAACUUCCUUUCCUUCUUUAUUUGGCUCUUCAAAACCAAAAAGUGCCCUUUCGCCGCAUUUUAGUUUCUUGUUUCUCUAAUUUUCUCACUCUCAUUGCUACUUCUUCUACUGAUUUUUCUUCUUAUUUGUGUUGGGUUUGAUUGAUUUCAUCUAAUCUGUAACCCCAUUUUGUUGAAAUCGUUGGAUGCGUUUAGAUUUGCACUGUUAAUGCCUCCAUUUUAUUUCCUGCAGUAUACUGCUCUUACUGUUGGGGGGUUUUAAGCACAUUGUAUGCUGUUUCCCUUUUGUUUUUCUGAAUCUGGGUGUUGCUGACUUGUGUUAAUUUAGGUGAAAUUUUUUGUUUUGGCUUCUGGGUUUUUACCAAAACUUCAAAUUUCUUCGGGUUUUGUAAGAUCUAGUACAUUAGUGGGGGUUUUUGUGAAAAUGACUUAUGAUCAUUUGGAUCGAUCUAAAAGCUAUUCAGUUGCUUCAGGGCCAGGUUCUGUUUCAAAGCCUGCACCUGAAUUGAAGCUUUAUCAGUUUGUUGUAUUCUGUAUUCCAAUUCUUUUCACGUUCAUUCUUCUUUUCCUUUUCUAUCUCCUUUAUCUUCGUCGACGAAGGGCCGAUUGGACUUCGAUUCGAAUGCGAACUUCAGCUGCUGCUACUAACAAUAACAUCUCUACAUCUGAAGUUGGGUUGAAGAAGGAGUUCAGAGAGAUGCUUCCUAUCAUUGUAUACAAUGAGACAUUCUUUGUCACUGAUACACUAUGUUCAGUUUGUUUAGGAGAAUACAAAACCGAAGAUAAACUUCAGAAAAUACCAACAUGUGGGCAUGUAUUUCACAUGGACUGCAUCGAUCAUUGGCUAGCCAACCACAAUACUUGCCCACUCUGCCGUCUCUCCGUCCUCUCACCGUCGUCUCAACCACCACAUAUUCAGAUCGACAUGGGACAUGAAUCUUCGAACGAACCACAAUGCGAAGAACCACCUCCUCCACAUAGUAAUCAAGCUUGUCAACAUACAACACCUCCAGUGUAAAAAAAAAGUCAUAAUUGGAGCUUUCAAGGGGGAAGAAUCAUUCAUUGCUGCAGCAAUUAAAAAAGGGAUGCAACAUUGGAUAAUUCAUCGAGAGAAGACGAUUCCAAGGCACAAAUCAGGACGUAAUGGCUUGUUUGUUUGGGAGGCUGAUGGGUUUACAAUGGCUUGUAACUCCAAGCCCACGUUUGACUGUUCGAUCGCGAAUUACCGACAUCAGCCGCCCGGUUUUUAGAACAGAAAAUAUGUAGUUUGUUGUGUAAUUGUGUUCACCCAAGUGCUGUAACGUUUGAAGACUGAUGUGAUGUGGAUCAUGAAAUUUCAAAGUAGGUUGUUGUUCCAUCUCCAAAUAGAUAAGGAAGCACUUCUUGUUAGAAAAAUGGCUUCACCACAUUCCUUUUUCAUUUUUCCUUUUUGUUAAAAGUUAUUUGACAAAGACUUUGUUGUUGUGGCCAUCCUGUCAUAAUUGACCCUACAAAAGGCAGACAUGUAAUCUUUGAAUUCAUAGUAUAUAAUAACAUAUCUAAAUUUGUGAUAA